CUCACGAUCAAAAUCAACAUCCAUAAGCUGAAUGCGCCGAGACGUGUUCAACAGUUUGACCCCUCAUUACAGUAGUUUCGUACCACAGAGCUGUUAGGGUGGCUUGUGUAGACUUUCCCCCUGCUGCAUGGCACGCCUCAUCACGUCCUAUCUGUUGGGCCAAUGAUAAAUGACUGCCGCAUUUUUCGGAUUUUGAUAAGUAUUUUUUGGGCAGAAACUUUAUAAAAAUGUAGUUUUGUGAUUUGACUCCGAUCUAUCUAUUAUUUGUAGAUACCUGAUAUAUUGAACGAGUAGUUUUUGAAGUUUUUUUGCAAAGGCAUUAUUGUUUCCUGGAGUUGGAUUUUAUAUUUGUUGUUCAAAACUUUUAGCGUUUUUUUUAUGUCAGCGGGAUGCUAUGAGUAGGCAAUUAGAGUGCGACCUGCAACUAGCAAAACAUUUUGCGUUGAAUAUCUUUUUCCCCCCAGUUGAGUUCCACUUUGUAGUUAAAUUUUAUUUCAUAAUUUCCUGGCGGUGUUCAUCUUCGUGAGCGUCCCUCGGAUCCUUGACGCACAACUGCGUUAUAUACAGUACCAUGCUGCGGAGAGUUGCUCCUGCGAGUUUGGUUUACAGAAGCACCUACCAUUUUUCGCGUCGUUGUGUUGCAACAUGGACACCACUAGCCGCCACUUUCAACAGAAAACCCCAGAAGAAGCUUUCGUUUGCGUUUAAUAAAGAACGGAAGGGUAUUUUUGGAUAUCCACAAUUGUCACAUGCGCAAGGUUUUUAUCUCCUUAAAGAGCAGGCGGAAAUCGAUACAGAACGAUUAGUGCGCGAAGUUACGGAUACGAAGCGCAGCAGGAAUGUUGUGGAAAUAUUUGAUGAAUUGUCGGAUGUGCUGUGCCGGGUUGCCGAUAUGGCUGAAUGCGUGCGAGUACUGCAUACAGAUUCCGAAUUUACAAGUGCAGCGGAGUCAGCGAAUUCCGAUAUGAACGGUCUCGUUGAAGAAUUGAACACUAAUCGGCCGAUUUUCGAUGCACUCAAGAAUGCCGUCGAAAAGGGCGAUAUUAAACCAAUGGAUGCCGUUGAUCUUCACGUUGCGAAACUGUUUUUACUCGAUUUCGAACAAUGCGGAAUACAUCUGGAGGAAGACAAAAGGCGGAAAGUUGUUGAGCUUAAUGCGAGAAUUCUCGCGGCAGGGACAACUUUUAUGAAGAGAUGUCAAGAACCACGUUAUAUUAAGUCGAAUUUGGUACCGGAAUCAAUACACAACUAUUUCCACAAAGAUCAUGACAGUUUGAUUGUACACAAUUUGAUGUCGGACUCUUCUAAUGACAUGGUUCGAGAAGCGGCUUAUAAAGUGUAUCUCGCACCGGAUAAAUAUCAAAGUGAGCCUUUGCAAGAAAUGAUCUAUCGUCGCUACCAGCUAGCCCGGCUUGUAGGAUUCGAUUCCUAUUCUGCUCGCGCAAACCGCGGUUCCAUUUUCGAAAAUACCGCGAAAAUAUCAACAUUUCUUGAGGACUUAUCGAAAAAACUAGCGCCCUUGGCUAAGGAUGAUCUCAGUUUAAUGCUAGACAUUAAACGGAUCGAAGAGCCUGGAGCAACUUCGGUGUAUGCCUGGGAUACGGCUUAUUUAAUGUCGCAAGCCAGGCAAAGAAGAGCUGAAAUCAAUCUCAGUGAAUUAUCGCCUUACUUCCCCCUUGGUGCUUGCGUGGAAGGACUGAAUCAGCUGUUUGAUUCGAUAUUCGAUGUACAUUUUGUCAUCGAAGAUCCAGCAUCUGAAGAUCUGUGGUCUAGUGAUGUUUACAAACUGUCUGUGCGAAAUCGCGAAGAGGAAGUUCUCGGAUUUAUAUACUGUGAUUUUUAUGAAAGACCAGAGAAACCCCACCAAGACUGCCAUUUCACUAUUCGUUGUGGGCGACAACUGCCUGAUGGGUCUUAUCAGCUUCCUGUUGUGGUGCUGUCUUUGAACUUCACUCCCCCGACAGCAAGUGGACCGUGUCUAUUACAGUUCUGGCAGAUCGACAAUUUAUUUCACGAAAUGGGUCAUGCUAUGCAUUCGAUGCUUGGGAGGACACGCUAUCAACAUGUAACAGGUACACGUUGUUCCACUGACUUCGCCGAGAUUCCUUCCUCAUUAAUGGAGCAAUUUGCGGCUGAUGGGAGGGUUUUGUCUCGGAUAAGUCGUCAUUAUCAGACCGGCGCUUCCCUGUCAGAAUCGGCUUUGAAUAAGCUAAGUGCCUCCCGCCGAGUCUGCUCAGCUACGGAGCAUCAACUGCAAACCUUUUACGCCAUACUAGAUCAGAAAUACCACGGAUCGAGUGGGAACCUGGACACAACUGAAGUUUAUGCACGUCUCCACGAUGACCACGUGGCGGUUAAAUAUGUUCCUAAUACGGCUUGGCAGUUACGGUUUGGCCAUUUGUUUGGGUAUGGAGCUCGUUAUUAUUCAUAUCUUCUGGCUCGUUCUGUGGCCUCUGAUAUCUGGCAGAAAGUAUUCAACGAUCCAUAUAGUCGAACUGCUGGUCAUCGUUUGCGCGAUAAAUUGUUGUGUCAUGGUGGCGGUCAGCCUCCCUUAACACUCAUUUCCGAUCUGUUGGACCAUAAACCAAGUACCAAUGAAUUAGUGGACGCUUUAAUAGACAUGGCAAAAUCUUGACGUUUUUGUUUAAUUGUUGUGAAUUUAAUGUACUAGGUGCGUUAUGUAGAAAUGAGUUUUAUUUGCACUCCUGGUGAAUAUUUUCUAUUAUAGGAUGGAAAUUUAUAAUUAUCUCGCACGUUGUUGUAGUUGACGUGAAAAUAUUACAAUCAGGGAUUUGAUGUAUGUGUAUAGUCCACUUGCGAAAUUGCUUGUUGUAACCAGUAAUGGGAUAAUUUUUAUACGUUGAAGAACCGUGGUACGUGGAUGAUUUCUGUUCUCCGGCGAUGGCAAAAGCAGCCAGAU
Paramacrobiotus metropolitanus is the source of this 2920-nucleotide messenger RNA. RefSeq names its product mitochondrial intermediate peptidase-like. Gene Ontology annotation, biological process: peptide metabolic process. Gene Ontology annotation, molecular function: metalloendopeptidase activity. NCBI's taxonomy places the organism in Eukaryota, Metazoa, Tardigrada, Eutardigrada, Parachela, Macrobiotidae. Gene Ontology annotation, cellular component: mitochondrion. The record is from RefSeq and is a predicted model, not a curated record.